AUAUUGGUUGCAACAACAUAAGCAGCUAAACUAAAACCCCAGAACCAGAACCUUGAAUGGUGGGGAUCAGUCUGUACAAUUAAACAUUUAAAGCAGGUGACUUGAUGAGUUUGUUAAUAACCAGUGUUACUGGUAUAUGUUUAGGAAGCAGUAGUAGUUGUAAUUGAGAAUGAAUAAUGACAUGCAUGAAUAGACGUGACAUUGGGCAUAGGCAAUCCGAAGAAGCAAGAAGCGUCAGCAGCUGGCAAAGGUUAAGUAAUUGGUUUGAAGUUUGAAGGGGAAUGAUGAAUGGUGAAUUUAGCGUGGGUAAAUAAGGGAGGGUAGCGUAGAAAGGCAACAAAGAUUAAGAAGUAGGGUUAUUACUUAUUAAUGAGAGAGGAUAGGAGACUCCAACAGGGACAUGCUUGCCUUUGCCUCCCAUGCUCCCAUCAUAGGGAUUACGGGGUGAGAGGGCCCCACCGCCACUGCUUAAUCAAAACAGCUAAGUAACAUAUCACCCUCGCUAACUCUAUAUCUAAGCCCUCAGCUUCUGACUUGGAAUUGACAACCACCAACAACACAUAAAUACACUAUCUGGUAGCUCCUAGCAAGAAUCCAAUGGAUCCGUGCCCAUUCUUACGCCUCACCAUUGAUUCACUCGCUCUCAAGCUUCCUUCUCCCACCAAACCCUCUCCCCUCUCCGGCGUCCACCCUUCCACCACCCCUUGCUUCUGCACCAUUCACGCCAAGUCCCUCCCUUCUCAAACCGCUCUCCUCCCUCUCUCUUCCAACUCUACCCCCGAAACCACCACCUCUGCCCCCUCCUUCCACCUCGACUCCACCGCUCUCCGCCGCCUCUCCGCCAAGCCCCUCCCAAUCACCAUCUCCGUCUACAAUGGCCGGAUGUCCCACACCUGCGGGCUAAGCGCCGCCAAGCUCCUCGGCCGCGUGGUUGUCACCGUUGACCUUGCCAAUGCACUGUCUCGCCCCAUGACCUUCCACACUGGCUGGCUCAAGCUGGCCAAGAAUAGGCAUCGAGAGGAGAACAAGCCAUGGGCCCGGCUUCACGUGGUUGUCCGCUCUGAACCGGACCCUCGGUUCGUGUUCCAGUUCGGGGGCGAACCGGAGUGCAGCCCGGUGGUUUUCCAGAUUCAGGGGAACAUCAGGCAACCCGUUUUCAGUUGCAAGUUCAGUGCCGAUCGCAACCACCGAUCCAGGUCUCUUCCCUCGGAUUUUAACAGCAAUAAUCCCCGUAGAUGGAGAAGAUCCUUAACCGGUGAUAGAGAACGUCAAAAUAGGGACAGAAAAGGUUGGAUGGUCACUAUUCACGAUCUCUCUGGCUCACCAGUGGCUGCAGCUUCUAUGAUCACUCCAUUUGUCCCUUCCCCUGGCUCAGACCGCGUAUCACGAUCGAACCCUGGCGCCUGGCUCAUCCUCCGGCCUAAUGGGGCAUCGGUGAGUGGCUGGAAGCCAUGGGGCCGUCUAGAGGCAUGGCGAGAAAGAGGCCCUGUGGAUGGCUUGGGCUACAAGGUUGAGCUGUUCUCAGAGACUGGACCUGCCAAUGGAAUCCCCAUUGCGGAGGGCACAAUGAGUGUCAAAAAGGGUGGCCAAUUCUGCAUUGAUUACAAAGUGAUGAAGGAUUCUGGCUUGGGUUCGAGGUUACCAGGGGACGGCUUCGUGAUGAGUUCAAGCGUGGAUGGCGAAGGCAAAGUUAGCAAGCCUGUUGUGCAAGUUGGGGCACACCAUGUGAAAUGCAUGCCUGAUGCCGCUUUGUUCAUUGCUCUCUCUGCUGCCAUUGAUCUUAGCAUGGAUGCCUGCACCCUCUUCUCACAUAAACUCAGAAAAGAGCUCUGUCAUCAUGCCCAAGAUUCCUUCUUCUCAUAGCUUUCAUCGGUGUUCUUGCUGCUCCAUUUUUCUUUUUAGCUAGUCAUUCUUUCAGCCAAUUGUUUUGCGACAUUCUUUUUGCCUUCAUGUUGGAGUUCUUGAAGCUUCAGCUGAUUUGGUUUGUUUAGGUUCUUAUUCGCCUCCGGCACUACUUCUGCGUGCAUUUUGAAUUUUGAUUGAUUUCUUCUAGUUCUAGUAUGAGUGUUGUAGUAAAGACUAAAGAGAUGUCACACAAAGUUGUUGGGUUGGGUAUUAACAGCUUACAUUAGGGUAGUUAUUGUUUUCGACAGCUGAAACUGGAUUGCAUGUAUAAAACUGUACAGAAUAUAUCAGAUUCAAAUGUCUGUUUAUACUUA
Molecule: messenger RNA, 2219 nt
Organism: Arachis ipaensis
Lineage: Eukaryota; Viridiplantae; Streptophyta; Magnoliopsida; Fabales; Fabaceae
Product: DUF1005 family protein (DUF1005)
Source: RefSeq, a predicted model, not a curated record